Macrobrachium nipponense is the source of this 3048-nucleotide messenger RNA. RefSeq names its product constitutive coactivator of peroxisome proliferator-activated receptor gamma-like. Bases 186 to 2336 code for a protein of 716 amino acids. The record is from RefSeq and is a predicted model, not a curated record. Lineage: Eukaryota; Metazoa; Arthropoda; Malacostraca; Decapoda; Palaemonidae. The transcript has 13 exons. Gene Ontology annotation, cellular component: nucleus.
UAGUUAAAGAGGUUGGACAGCUUGUUGGAACGAGACCAGAGGAAACAGACAGAUAGAAAUUUAAGGAGAGAAAAAGCUUGGGUGCUGCAAGGAAGUUUUAGUACCAUAUAUGUACUGUGUGCUGUGCAAGGCACACUGUAAACAGUAUCCCCAAUGAGUUUAAGUGAAAAAACUAAACCACAGCCAUGGGAGUGCGAGGACUACAAUCCUUUUUGGAGGGCCAUUGUGGCCAAGCAUGCUACUCUGUCAACUUAGGGAAGGUUGCUGAUGAUUACCAAAAACGCACUGGCAAAGCCCCCCUCAUCGUUGUGGAUGGCAUGUCAUGCCUUCGAAAGCUUUAUGGCCGUCUUAAUUGGAUAUGUGGAGGGCAGUGGAAGGGCUAUGUAGAUCAUAUCCAGGAAUUUUACCGAAGUCUCAAACAACAUGGUAUCAAAUUGGUUUUCUUCUUUGAUGGCAAUACUCCCGAGCGCAAGCGAGAGACCUGGACUCACCGCAGGCUGGAGAAUCUGAAGGAUGUAACAAAUUACUUCAACAUGGUAAAGGCAAACAAGGAAUUGGAACAUGGGAAACAUUUUUUUUUACCCACAGGACUCGCAGCUUUUACCCCUCUCAUAGUUAAGGAUAUUUUGGGCUGUCAAGUUUAUACCUGUCUGGAUGAGUGUGAUAAAGCCGUUGCAGAAUAUGCCAAGAAGCAUGGAGCAAUGGGGAUCCUUGGACAAGAUUCGGAUUACAUCAUUUACAACACUUCUUAUUAUUAUUUUUCCAUCAACCAUCUUAACCUGGAAACAUUAGACACGAUCAUGUACGAUCGUAAUGCGUUGGCAAGAAUGCUUCGGAUAACUGUUGACCAGCUGCCCGUGUUGUCUUGUCUCAUUGGUAAUGACGUGAUUCACCAGGAGCAGUUGAUUAUGUUUCACCAACAGUCUCUUAAAAUGUCUAGUCAUCACCAUAGACAUAGUAAUAGGCCUCCACCUGAGAUACUCAUCCCCAAAGUGGCCACGUUUAUGAACACGCAACCCUCCAUGGAUCAGCUUUUGCAACAGUUGCCACUUUUGGCAAGAGCAGUGUUCAGGGAUGAAAGUCGAACCCCAUUGUUGGUGGAGGGUAUUAAAAUGUAUCACUUGAAUCUUGACGGUCCUGAUGAGUAUACCGACAUAGAAGAUUCACCGGACUUGGAUAUUUGUGAACGUGUUCGGAGACGACAUAUCAAUUCGGAACUUGGGCGCCACCUGUUCACAAUUCUGCGUGGAGAACCGUAUGAAUCAUCAACAACAUUAGAAGAUUACACUACAUCAUUACCAUCUGGUGCCAUUGUAUUUCAGCCUCUUAGAGCAAAAAUUUACAGAAUACUUCAGAAGUCAGUAAAUGAUGCUUGGACACAAGUACCUGAAUGGUGUAUGUAUUCUGGCAGCACUCUUAAGGAGCCAGAUUUCGUUGACCCUGUGGAACUUGAUGAUGGGACACCUUCAUUAGAGGAGCUAUGGAAUGGAGAACGAGACUUAAAAUGGAAGACCUUUUGCGACUGCAUUCAUCCAGUGCUAAAGGACACACGAAUUUCAACACUUCCUCCACAUCAUGUAGUGCCAGUUGCUAUAUUGUUUUAUUUGCAGUGCAGCCAGCCGAAGCCAAUUCUUAAAGACUGGGAGAUGAAUGCAUUGCUUGCUACACUGAUAUCUCCAGUACGAGAGGAUCUUCUUCAGAUUCGUACCAUAGCAUUAGCCAGAAUAGAUGCUCGGGCAGUACACAUAGCAGCAAUAUUUAUGAAAGGACUUGUUAAUUUGUAUUUCCUUAUUGCUGCUUGUGAUUUUCCAGUUGAACGAAAAUAUUGUGUACCAUGGGCAUUCUGGGAUGGAAAAGUAUUCCACAGUUUAUAUAUCCGUGCAAAAAAUGGAGCAAAAGUAGAGGACCUAUGUGAACACAAGGAUGAAGUUCUAAAAACCUUCAUGGAACUGAAAACCUUAAUUCUGCCCCAUAUGCCACCACCUCUUUCCAUUGCCAAGAGCUCAAAUUCUCCAGAACAUCGAAGUAACACACCACAAGGAAGCCCAAAGAAGAAACCUAAUUUGGGAACAGAUGGAUUAAAGUCUCCCCCAGGCACUCCUGGCCUUGAGCCUCCCACUUCUUUAGCAAUCAAUAAAAAUGUCCCAGGUAACCAAACCCACUCACGAGGUUCCUCCCCCGCCAUAUCACCCAGUUCACCUCAUGCUCAUAAGAUAGGCAAGACAGGACAAAAAUCACCACUCCCUAUAGCAAAGUCAUCUGCAGCCAAAUCUCCAACCACCAAAAAUCCACCUGCAAAAUCCCCAGCUAAAUCUCCAAAAAAGAUGGCUUCAUGAUCACUGAAUGAAGAGUACUACGGAGCGUUUGUUGGUAUCUCAAAUGCAGUGGCUAAGUUGUUCAUGGUCAGCUAUGAAAGGACAAAUUUUCUCUCACUGUUUAUUGCAUGCUUCAUUGAUUCAUAGCUUUGGCAUAGAAUGUUUCCAUUUAAGCCACCAUAUGAAGUGGAUAAGCACAACUUUUUAUUAGAUGUCAAGUAUGUUGCGAGACGAACAUUUUUUUCUAUCUGGGGAGUUUGAGACUAGUGUGUCCUCUUAAGAGUUUCUUUAAGCCUCUUUUAUGAAAUUUAAUUGUAGUCUUUGAGUGCAUGCGAUAUAAUUGGCAUAAUAGUAUUUGCCUUAUAGGUUAACAACAAGCCUUUUCCAAGCUGCUCGUCCAUGUAAACCUAAACGGAUUUUCAAUUAAUGUGAAUACAGUAGUGUAUCGAUAGAUCAGUAUCUCCAUACUUUGUUAUCUAAAUAGGUAGAGAUGUGUAGCUUCAUCAUUAAGAGGGAAAAUUAUUUCACCAUACAAUUAUUACUUAAACUUAUGAAAAAUCAUGGAAUAUGUAAGUUGUAUAUUUCUUUUACAUUGAUGCACCUGUGAUGUGUAAAAUGUGGUGGUAUUAUGCAAAACAAAAAGUUUAUUACUGAAUUCUAUUACUGUAUGUAUAAUUUGCCAGAAUGUUAAUAAAUCUAUUAUAUGUGAUUUAAGAAUAUAUUUUUCAUUUCA